CAGCAUGCCUGCAGCAGGCCCACUGUUUUCAUGACAGUGUAUUGGAUUGGCCAAGAAGUUUGUUUGGGUUUUUUCAUAAUAUCUUGCAGCGAAACCUGAAUGAAUGAACUUUUGGGCCAACAGUAGAUGAACAGGAUUGUCAAAAUAAGCUGAAGUCGGCGGUGCUUUGUAAAGCUGACUCACAUACCCUCGGAACCUACAGUGCUUCUGGAUUCCAGCCCCCGGGGCACCAUGCCAGACCGUCUGAGCAUGCGAGUCACAUUUGCUCUGACAGCCUGGAUGCUCUCCGUGGUCUCCAGUUCUUCCUCUCCAGCAAACACUUUGCCAGAUAUCAAAAACGAAGAUUUUAUCAAAGACUGUGUUCGAACGCAUAACAAGUUCCGAUCAGCAGUGACUCCAGCAGCCAGUGAUAUGCUGUACAUGACAUGGGACCCACAACUAGCUCAGAUUGCAAAAGCAUGGGCAAGCCAUUGUGAGUUUGCACACAACCGACAGUUGAAACCGCCCCACAAGCUGCACCCAAAUUUCACUUCACUGGGAGAAAACCUCUGGACUGGGUCUCUAUCCAUUUUUUCUGUGUCUUCAGCCAUCACAGACUGGUAUGAUGAAGUUAAACACUAUGACUUCAAGACUCGGAAAUGCAACAAAGUCUGUGGCCAUUACACUCAGGUUGUCUGGGCAGAUAGUUACAAAGUUGGCUGUGCAGUACACUUUUGUCCUCAAGUUUCUGGCUUCCGAGGUCUUCUCAAUGGAGCACAUUUUAUAUGCAACUACGGACCAGCAGGCAAUUACCCAACCUGGCCAUAUAAGAAAGGAUCCACGUGCAGUGCCUGCCCCAAGAGUGACAACUGUUUGGACAAUCUUUGCACUAACCCACAACGAGACAAAGUGACACGUUACUACUCCACUGUGUUUCCAGACUGGCCGAUAUAUCCACGUGACAGAAACACAUCUCUUUUUCUCAUAAUUAUCCCACCAAUCCUAAUACUGAGUGUUAUAAUUAUCAUUUGGGCCAAGGGCAAAUACCCUCAUUUAUUUACUUGGAAAUAAUCCAAUCCAAUCCAAUCCAAUAAUACAAACCUCAUUCACA
Molecule: messenger RNA, 1090 nt
Organism: Cervus elaphus (red deer)
Lineage: Eukaryota; Metazoa; Chordata; Mammalia; Artiodactyla; Cervidae
Gene: GLIPR1
Product: GLI pathogenesis related 1
Exons: 7
Coding region: 232-1050 (272 amino acids)
Cellular component (GO): extracellular region
Source: RefSeq, a predicted model, not a curated record